Messenger RNA from Nematolebias whitei (Rio pearlfish), 1751 nucleotides. RefSeq names its product T cell leukemia homeobox 2 (gene tlx2). The record is from RefSeq and is a predicted model, not a curated record. The transcript has 4 exons. Gene Ontology annotation, molecular function: RNA polymerase II cis-regulatory region sequence-specific DNA binding; DNA-binding transcription factor activity, RNA polymerase II-specific. NCBI's taxonomy places the organism in Eukaryota, Metazoa, Chordata, Actinopteri, Cyprinodontiformes, Rivulidae. Bases 567 to 1751 code for a protein of 394 amino acids. Gene Ontology annotation, cellular component: nucleus. Gene Ontology annotation, biological process: animal organ development; regulation of transcription by RNA polymerase II.
GAGGGGAGGCUGGAGGACCGAAUGGCAGCUUUUACGCAGAGGGCAGUCUCACCUGCUGAAACGCGCUCCUUCGCGCGCACCUCCAAUUAAUCCGGGAGCUUGGUGGUGGUUUCCCCGCCGCUCUUCUUCGUGUUCGCGUCGCUUCCUUUUGUUUUGGCGCGCGGAGCUUGUUGCGUCGUGCCCCCCCUGCAUGGAUCGUCUCUGCCAGAGGCGAACAAAGCGCAUCGAGAGAGCGGCUGCUUCUCACAAGCCCGGAUUUGUUGUCUGCAAGUCAACUUCUCUGGAUCAUCGUUUGGCAUCUUCCGCGCCGGCUCGUUUCACGAGGAGAGCACGCGCUUGACGAUGGACGGGCUGAGGUUGGUCUUGGCCGGACGGCUUUUAAUUUAGGGAACAUCCGAACCCACUCCUGGAGAACAAACACAAUGGCAUGAUUUGGACAGCACCGGCUCUUGGUUACCUCUGGGAGUUGACUGAAUCCAAACAAACCGCUGCAGCAGACAGACAAAUAUUUCACCUCCGUGAAAAACGCACUCUCAGAACACCCAGCGACGCGCGCAUCCUCAGCCAUGGAGCACACCGGGAUCGAGGAGGUGAGCCAGACUCACCAGCAGCAGCACGAGCCCAUCAGCUUCGGGAUCGACCAGAUCCUCAACAGCUCGGACCAGUCCAGCGGCUGCAUGCUGCCCAACCGGACCAGCGCGGACCCGGAUUACGCGCUGGCCUCCAACGUGUACAGCAACGGCUACAACAGCGUCUACAACCCGGCCUGCUCCAUGGCGGCGGCCGCGGCGGGCUUGGCGGGCUCCUACAACGUCAACAUGAACAUGAACGUGAGCAUGAACAUGAACAUGAACGUGAAUGUGAACUCGGGGAACUCCAGCGGCGUGAUUCGGGUGCCCGCGCACAGACCCAUGCCGCCGCCGCCGCCGCCCGCCGCCGCGCCUCACCCGCCCCCUCCGACGCAUCCUCCGGGUAUCGGACCCGGGAUCCCCUCGGUGGCCGGGAUGGGGAUGGGGAACCCGGCCAACUUCACCUUUCCGUGGAUGGAGAGCAGCAGGAGGUUUGCAAAGGACAGACUGACAGGGGAGGAGGCAGAGGAGAGCCGAGCUGGGGAGGCCACAGGGGGGCCGGAGGCCGCCGGGUCCCUCUGUCCUCUCCCCAAAGGAGACAUCGGCAGGGUCCCUGUCUGGAGCACGGUGGAGACAUUAGCCAAAUGCUAUUACCCAGAGCUCGCUCACCUGCGAGACAGCAGUGGGCUCCUGGCAGAUUAUCCUUUUCCAAAGGGGGCUUGUCCAGCUGCCCUCUCACCCUUCUCUGUGACCCGUCGGAUCGGCCACCCGUACCAGAACCGGACGCCUCCCAAACGGAAAAAGCCUCGCACCUCCUUCAGCCGGGUGCAGAUCUGCGAGCUGGAGAAGCGCUUCCAUCGGCAGAAGUACCUGGCGUCGGCCGAGCGAGCCACGCUGGCCAAGGCCCUGAAGAUGACGGACGCACAAGUCAAGACCUGGUUUCAGAACAGGCGGACAAAAUGGCGGCGACAGACUGCAGAGGAGCGAGAGGCUGAGAGGCAGCAGGCCAACCGGCUGAUGCUGCAGCUUCAGCAGGAAGCUUUCCAGAAGACGUUGAGCCAGCCGCUGCAGCCGGACCCCCUCUGCCUGCACAACUCCUCCCUCUACGCCCUGCAGAACCUGCAGCCGUGGGCAGAAGACAAUAAGGUGACCUCCGUCACCUCCGUGGCAUCUGUAGUGUGA